AUGAGGAAAAGGAAGGAUGCUGAGGGAGAAGAUAUGGAAAAUAGUAGCAACACUAAAGCCAAUUGGGAUCAGUCAAACAACGGUGGCGGGCCACUGGUCGGAGGCCCCAUACGCGCACGAAAACGCUUCGUUGGUGUACGCCAACGGCCCUCAGGAAGAUGGGUGGCCGAGAUUAAAGACACCAUACAACAAAUAAGAGUAUGGUUAGGGACGUUUGAUACCGCUGAGGAGGCUGCUAGAGCUUAUGAUGAAGCGGCGUGUUUGCUUCGCGGAUCAAACACUCGAACCAAUUUUUGGCCGUGUAAUCCAUCUAAAAAAUCUCCCGCUCUUUCUUCCAAAAUCACUAAGCUUAUGCUUCAAAGACUUAAAGCAAAGAAUGGUGUCAGUCUUGAAAAUAUUGGUGCUUUUAACACUUCAAUGACCUCUUCACAUUCUUUACAAAAUCAUAAACUUCAAGAGUCAACCCAUGUUCAAGAUUCUGACUUUAACCAAAUCUUUGACAUCCCAGAUGCUACUAGUGAUAGUUUUAGUGCAAGUUCUGAAUAUUGUUCAAGAAAUGAUGUUUUAGGUGAGAAUUAUUUAGUUGGAGAUGAGCCUAAAGUGGAGGAAAACAAAGAGAUUGACUUGGGUUUGACCGAUUUAUUAUGCGUUGACAAUGUUGUUGAUUCAUCCAUCAACUAUUCUCUAUUUGAGAUUGCAGAUGAGAUAACCAAAGAAAACUACAUUGAGGACCCAUCCAUCCUUAGUGAAGCCAUGAAGAGAAUGAAGUUCGAAAGGAAUGUUUUGGCUUCUCUUUACGCAUUUAACGGGAUAUCUGAAUGUUUGAAGAUGACGGAGAACCCAAAGCAUGAAAAGUUAUCAACACUUGGUCCGAAUCAUAACGUAGAAAAUGAUUUAGGUAACGUAGUAGAAGAGAAAUCCGAGAAUGGGCAUAGUUUCACUAGUAUGGAAUCAUUUUCGUCUUCGAGUAGCAAGGAAGGAGAUGAAGCUUAUCUUUGGAGUUCUUUUGAUCUUGAUUCACUAGAUAUGUUCUUUAGAGGAUCAAACUAA
Messenger RNA from Helianthus annuus (common sunflower), 1050 nucleotides. Its product is annotated as ethylene-responsive transcription factor ERN1. The transcript has a single exon. Lineage: Eukaryota; Viridiplantae; Streptophyta; Magnoliopsida; Asterales; Asteraceae. The coding region runs from base 1 to 1050 and encodes 349 amino acids. Gene Ontology annotation, biological process: regulation of DNA-templated transcription. Gene Ontology annotation, molecular function: DNA-binding transcription factor activity; DNA binding. The record is from RefSeq and is a predicted model, not a curated record.